This is a messenger RNA of Seriola dumerili (greater amberjack), 2687 nucleotides long. RefSeq names its product insulin like growth factor 2 mRNA binding protein 2 (gene igf2bp2a). Gene Ontology annotation, molecular function: mRNA 3'-UTR binding. Gene Ontology annotation, cellular component: cytoplasm; cytosol; nucleus. The coding region runs from base 1 to 1836 and encodes 611 amino acids. Lineage: Eukaryota; Metazoa; Chordata; Actinopteri; Carangiformes; Carangidae. The transcript has 16 exons. Gene Ontology annotation, biological process: regulation of gene expression; nervous system development. The record is from RefSeq and is a predicted model, not a curated record.
AUGAACAAACUAUAUGUUGGGAAUUUAAGUCCUUCGGUCACUGUCGAGGACUUGAAGCAGCUCUUUGGGGAGAGGAAGCUGCCAGUGGCCGACCAGGUCCUACUGAAAUCCGGCUAUGCUUUUGUGGACUUCCCCGAUCAGAACUCGGCCAUAAAGGCUAUAGAGACUCUUUCUGGUAAAGUUGAAUUACACGGAAAGGUGAUAGAGGUAGACUACUCUGUUCCCAAAAAACUAAGGAGUCGGAAGAUCCAGAUCCGGAACAUUCCCCCUCAUCUACAGUGGGAGGUUUUGGAUGGCCUUCUAGCUCAGUAUGGUACUGUAGAAAACGUGGAACAAGUGAACACUGACACAGAAACAGCAGUGGUGAAUGUUACGUACGCAACCAAGGAGGAAGCUAAAGUAGCCAUUGAGAAGUUGACAGGACACCAGUUCGACGACUGCUCCUUUAAGGUGUCAUAUAUAAUGGACAUGGAUGCUGCUCCACCCGUCCAGGCUGCCCGCACACGGCGCGGGGGCCGAUCGUCCCGGGACCAGGGCGCCUCUCAGCCAGGGCCCUCGGGAGGCUUCGGCGCUCCACGCCCUAGACAGCACGACUUCCCCCUGCGCAUGCUCGUGCCUACUCAGUUUGUGGGAGCCAUCAUUGGCAAGGAGGGUCUCACCAUCAAGAAUGUCACCAAACAGACACAGUCCAAGGUGGACAUCCAUCGGAAGGAAAAUGCAGGUGCAGCAGAAAAGCCCAUCACCAUCCACUCAACACCCGAGGGCUGCUCCUCCGCCUGUCGUAUGAUCCUGGACAUCAUGCAGAAGGAGGCCAACGAGACCAAGACGACGGAGGACAUCCCUCUGAAAAUCCUCGCCCACAACAGCCUGGUUGGUCGGCUGAUUGGGAAGGAGGGCCGCAACCUGAAGAAAAUCGAAGAGGAGACAGGGACCAAGAUAACCAUCUCCUCGUUACAAGACUUAACCAUUUACAACCCUGAAAGGACCAUCACGGUGAAGGGCAUCUUGGAUGCGUGUUGUAAAGCUGAGGUAGAGAUCAUGAAGAAACUGAGGGAAGCCUACGAGAAUGACAUUGCUGCUAUAAACCAACAGGCCAACCUGAUCCCAGGCUUGAACUUGAACGCUCUGGGCAUCUUCUCCUCUGGUCUCCCGGUGCUGCCCCCUGCUGCUGGACCACGCGGUGCAGUGCCCCCUGUUGCACCAGCAGGAUACAACCCAUUCUUAAGUCACUCUUCACAUCUCAGUGGCCUGUACGGGGUUCCUCCAGCAAGUGCCAUCACCCACCAGCACUCACAACAGGCUCCAGAACAGGAGGUUGUCUACCUCUUUAUUCCAACUCAGGCAGUCGGGGCCCUGAUCGGCAAGAAGGGCCAGCACAUCAAACAACUCGCCCACUUCGCUGGAGCUUCCAUCAAGAUUGCCCCAGCUGAGAGCCCAGACGUUACUGAGAGGAUGGUUAUCAUUACUGGAACUCCAGAGGCUCAGUUUAAGGCCCAAGGUCGGAUAUUUGGGAAGCUGAAAGAGGAGAACUUCUUCUCAGCGAAAGAGGAGGUCAAACUGGAGACGCACAUCAAGGUUCCCUCAACUGCAGCUGGCAGGGUCAUUGGUAAAGGAGGCAAGACGGUAAACGAGCUCCAGAACCUUACGAGUGCAGAGGUCAUCGUACCGCGGGACCAAACUCCAGACGAGAAUGACGAGGUCUUUGUGAAAAUCAGUGGGCAUUUCUUUGCCAGCCAGACUGCACAGAGGAAGAUCCGGGAGAUCAUACAGCAGGUCAAACAGCAGGAACAGAAACACCAGCAGGGCGCCGCCGUGUCACCGCACCACUCCAAGUGACCAGCAGGGCGGCUUCAGUGGGCGCCAGCCAAUGAAUGUAGCCCUCCAAAACAGACAGAGACCUACCCAGACAAAGGCGAAGGCCAAGGGGGACAUGCAGGGCAGACCAGCAGCACCGGGAUCAAAACCAAAGAACUUUACUAGGGGGGAGACAAGUGAGAGCCAAAGGCUGAGGGCAUUGUGUGCACUGCCAGCCCUGUGAGAGCAGAUAGAGUGGGAGAAACCGUACUGAUAUAAUACGACAAAAAAAGACCAAAAAAAUCUAUAGGAAAGAUGGAAAUGGCAGAGAAUUGGGAACUGUUGUCUUCACAGUCAAAAAAAAAAGGUAAACAGGAAAUAGUAUGUCGCCCUGCAUAACGUUAUCUCUUUAGUUGGACUAACAUAGGCCUAACAAAUGGAUAAAGCAACUGUAUUAACAUGAGCAUAUACAAGGCAUUGUGAUUGAUAUUUUGGGUUAGAAUGAGAGCGAGUGACAAUGGACCUUCUCUUACAAGAGUUUGAGAUGAGAUUAAAUAUCCUUAGCAGUAUUAAUACAGAGUAGAAAAGUAUAUUGAUACACACUGAGAGUAUGCACUGUUAUUUUUCUACCAAAAUGACAGUACGACUUGGUGUAGUUUUUAAUAUUUUGCUUGUUCCUGACAUUGAUCGGGCUGUGACAGCCACACAAAGCAGUUCCCCUUGUUUGUUCACACUUUAGGCCACUGAAAUCAAAAAAGAAAUCCCCUAUAAGUAAAUAUGGUGAAUGGUUCUGAGUCUUUGUAACAAGCCUGUGUGUGUGCCAACGCAAAAGAUAACGUCCCUUUGAAAUGUCUCUCACCAUUCAUAUCUGAUGCUACACUUAUUUCUUUUUA